UACUCGUAUAAAAGAGAUCACCACUUACACAAUAAAGCACCAAAAGUUAAAGAUAACCACGUUAAGCAAACCCAAAAAAACUUAAAAGAAAAUGGUUAAAUUCAAUCAUCAGCACCUUGCACCUACAUAUAUAUAUAAAAAUGCAAUACCCAUGUUAAUAUUUUACUCUGUUUUGCUAUUCUAUUUUGAAGCUUUCUUACAAGUAUGUCGUCGUCGUCGGAGAUUGUUGUUGUAGAACCUAUACAAGAAAUUUACCAUGAUAUUGAAAGUGAGCUUCCAAGUACAAGUAGUGGAAGCAGAAGGAAUUUUACAAGAUCAAUUACAUAUGAAGUUGAUGAUCAUUAUAUGCCGGAACCUUUUGAGAGUGAGAAAUUACCCGUCACUUUGGCUUCUGGAAUUCGACGCUUUCUUCGUGUUGCUAAUCAGAUUGAAAUUCAAGAGCCUCGUGUUGCUUAUCUCUGUCGUUUCCAUGCUUUUGAGAGGGCACAUAAUAUGGACAAAAGCUCUAAAGGGCGUGGUGUUCGACAGUUCAAAACUUCUCUACUUCAGCGCCUUGAGCAGGAUAUGGAUGAGAGUAUUGCGAGACGGAAGGAAAAGAGUGAUAUACGUGAACUUAGACGAGUUUAUAAUGGAUAUAAAGAUUAUAUAAAGAGACACACUGGAACUGAUGACUUCACUAACAGAGAGAAGUUGACAAAUGCGCAAGCAAUUGCUUCGGUUCUGUAUGAAGUGUUAUAUGCAGUUACAAGUGCAACUGGUCAUCAGCUCCAUGGUGAUAGAGGCUCAAUCUAUGUAACAUACAAUAUCUUGCCACUCGGUAGUGAUGGUGUUCAUCAGCCUAUCAUGCUACUCCCUGAGAUCAAGGUUGCAGUUGCAGCUGUACGCAAUAUUCGUGGCUUGCCUUUCAUGGAUGAAUUCAAGAAGCUCAAAUCUUCCAAGGGACCUUUUGACAUAUUUGACUGGCUAGGCUUUAUCUUCGGGUUUCAGACAGGGAAUGUUGCCAACCAGAGGGAGCAUCUAAUUCUACUUCUUGCAAACACCCACAUCCGACAGAGUCACAAGCUAACAUCAGUGCUGCAGUUUGCAGAUGGUGCAUUGGAUGGACUGAUGAAAAAGUUCUUUAAAAAUUACACAAAGUGGUGCAAAUUCCUAGUAAAAAAAAGUAACAUCCGGUUACCCUAUGUUAAACAGGAAGCCCAACAAUAUAAACUGUUGUAUAUAGCACUUUAUCUUCUAAUUUGGGGAGAGGCUGCAAACUUGCGAUUGAUGCCAGAGUGUCUUUGCUAUAUAUAUCACCAUAUGGCAUAUGAGUUGCAUAGCAUGUUAACUGAUGCUGUGAGCUUGAUGACAUGGGAGAAGGUCAUGCCAGUAUAUGGAGGAGGGAACGACAACGACUCAUUUCUUACCAAAGUUGUCAGCCCAUUUUACCGGGUUAUAUCUGAGGAAGCUGAGAAAAGCAAAAAUGGAACUGCUGAUCAUUCUAAAUGGAGAAACUAUGAUGAUUUGAACGAGUACUUCUGGUCGCCUGACUGUUUUUCAAUAGGUUGGCCAAUGCGCGUUGAUGACCAUGAUUUCUUCUUUGUGGAAAAAAAAUCUCAACGUGAUCAACCAGAGAAGAACAUCUUUGUUCGUCUAAAGAAAUUAAGAGGAAAGAGGGUGGUGAAGGAUGAGGAACAUGGGGAUAUGGCAGACAAGGACGGUCAAAAGAAUUGGCUAGGGAAAACAAAUUUUGUUGAAGUUCGUUCAUUUUUGCAGAUAUAUAGAAGUUUUGAUAGAAUGUGGACGUUUUUAAUUUUAGCCCUUCAGGCACUCAUUAUUAUUGCAUGUCAUGAUGUUAGCUCUCCUCUUCAAUUGAUUGAGACAACAAUACUUGAGGAUUUAAUAAGCGUCUUCGUCACAUCUGCAAUGCUCAAAGUUUUCCAAGCUAUUCUUGAAAUUGCAUUUACAUGGAAAGCUAGGAAGACAAUGGAUUCCAAACAUGUCUGGAAAUAUGUUUUGAGGCUAAUUAUUGCAUUAGUUUGGGCAAUUAUUCUUCCUGUGUACUAUGUGCACACAAGAAGAAAAUACACUUGUUACUCCAUCCGACCGGGGAGCUUACUUGGAGAUUGGUGUUAUUCAUCAUACAUGGUGGCUGUUGCUAUUUACCUCAUGAGUGAUGCAGUCGACGUAAUAUUUUUCUUUGUCCCUGCAAUUGGUAGAUACAUCGAAACUUCAAAUAACAGAAUUUGCACCUAUCUCUCUUGGUGGACACAGCCUAGAUUGUUUGUUGGACGUGGAAUGCAAGAAGAUCAAAUAUCCUCAUUCAAGUAUAUGCUAUUCUGGGUGCUGCUACUGCUGAGUAAACUGUCUUUUAGUUAUUAUUUUGAGAUAAAACCACUAAUAGAACCGACAAGGCAAAUGACGAGAAUUGGUCUGCAUAGUCAUGGAUUCCAUGAGCUAUUUCCUCAUGUCAAAAGCAAUGCUGGUGUACUUGUUGCUGUUUGGGCUCCUAUUCUGCUGGUAUAUUUUAUGGACACACAGAUCUGGUAUUCCGUUUUCUGUGCAAUUUUUGGCGGCAUUUAUGGAAUUCUGCAUCAUCUUGGUGAAAUACGGACUCUAGGAAUGUUACGAAGUAGAUUUCAGUUGCUUCCUUCUGCAUUUAGUGCUCACCUGAUUCCACCAAUACUAAGAAACGGUAGAGACAGAAGAAACAAAGGGUUCUUUAGUAAACUAAAAAAGGAGUCUGGACACAAAAAGAGUGAUGUUGCGAAGUUUGUGAUAAUGUGGAACCAAAUGAUCCUCAGUUUCAGACAGGAAGACUUAAUAAACAACAGAGAGAGGGAUUUGAUGAUCAUGCCAUUGUCAUCAGAAAUUUUAUCUGGCCAUGUUCGCUGGCCUGUCUUCCUUUUGACAAAUGAAUUCUCAAUAGCAUUGAGCAUUGCUAAGGAUUUUGCUGGGAAAGAUGAAGAUCUCAUCGGUAAGAUAAGAACAGGUAGCCUUAUGUACUGUGCAGUGAAAGAGUGCUACGAUUCACUGAAGUACAUUCUUGAAAUUGUUGUUGUUGGAGAGCUGGAGAAGAGACUUGUGUCAGGUAUAAUAGCUGAAAUUGAAGAAAGCAUCCAAAGAUCAACUCUGCUUGAGGACAUUAAAAUGAGUGAGCUACCAGCUCUACAUGCCAAAUGUAUAGAGUUGGUUGAGCUACUGGUUGAAGGGAAAGAAGAUCAAUAUGCCGAGGUAGUAAAAGUAUUGCAAGAUAUGUUUGAAGUUGUAACAAACGAUAUGAUGAGAAAUGGUUCCAGAACAUUAGAUAUGCUAUUAUCUUCCCAGCAAAAUUUUGAAGAUUCAGCAUACUUCAUCAGGAUGAUUCAACCAGAAUUAUUUGCAUCAGAGGAUUCUAUUCAAUUUCCACUGGCUAAAGACGGGACACUUCAGGACAAAAUAGAACGUUUCCUCUUGCUGCUGACCGUAAAAGACAAAGCUAUGGAUGUUCCUGCAAACUUGGAUGCUCGGAGGCGCAUCUCUUUCUUUGCCACUUCUCUCUUUAUGAAUAUGCCUGCUGCUCCUAAAGUGCGAAAUAUGCUGUCAUUCAGUGUGUUAACCCCACACUACAUGGAAGAAGUCAAGUUUUCUAUGGAGGAACUCUUAUCAAGCCAGGAACAAGUAUCGAUCAUAUUUUAUAUGAAAAAGAUAUAUCCAGAUCAGUGGAAAAAUUUCUUAGAACGUGUCGGCUGUGAGGAUUUAGAUGCCUUAAAGUCUGCAAACAAGGAACAUGAGCUUAGAGAUUGGGCUUCAUUUCGGGGUCAAACUUUGAGUAGAACAGUCAGAGGAAUGAUGUACUACAAAAGGGCCCUAAAAUUGCAAGCGUUUCUUGACAUGGCAGAGGAUAAAGAUAUUCUUCAAGGUUAUGAUGCCUUUGAGAGAGGGAACGGGACGCUAUCUGCUCAGCUGGAUGCAUUCGUAGACAUGAAAUUUACAUAUGUCGUUACAUGGCAAAUGUAUGGUACUUGCAAAUCUGCUGGAGAUCCGCGUGCACAGGACAUGCUUGAUUUAAUGAUUAGGUACCCAGCUUUACGUGUUGCUUAUGUAGAGGAGAAAGAAGAAACCGUUGCAAAUGAGCUUCAAAAGAUUUAUACGUCUGUGUUAGUUAGAGGAGGAGCCAAUGGUCAUGACCAGGAAGUAUAUCGUGUUAAGCUUCCAGGUCCGCCUAAUAUUGGUGAAGGAAAGCCUGAAAAUCAAAAUCAUGCAAUAAUUUUUACACGCGGUGAAGCACUCCAGACAAUAGAUAUGAAUCAAGAUAACUAUUUUGAAGAAGCUUACAAAAUGAGAAACAUCCUUCAAGAAUUUUUGGAAGACCGAGCUCCCACUAUAGUUGGUUUGAGAGAACAUGUAUUUACUGGGAGUGUCUCUUCCCUGGCAUGGUUCAUGUCCUACCAAGAGACAAGCUUCGUGACCAUUGGCCAGAGAAUUUUGGCUAAUCCCCUCAGGGUACGAUUUCAUUAUGGUCAUCCAGAUAUAUUUGAUAGGAUAUUUCACAUAACACGAGGUGGUAUCAGCAAAGCGUCAAGAACCAUUAACCUGAGCGAGGAUGUCUUUGCUGGAUUCAACUCUGUACUACGGCGUGGAUAUGUUACAUAUCAAGAAUACAUCCAAGUAGGAAAAGGUCGUGAUGUAGGAUUGAUUCAGAUAUCAAAAUUUGAAGCCAAAGUAGCCAAUGGGAACAGCGAACAGACUCUCACCCGUGACCUUUAUCGUCUUGGGCAGCGAUUUGACUUCUUCCGGAUGUUAUCGUGUUAUUACACAACCAUUGGCUUCUAUUUUAGCAAUCUGAUAUCAGUGAUUUCCAUAUAUGUGUUCCUCUAUGGGCAGCUGUACCUUGUUCUUAGUGGGCUGCAGAAAGCACUCAUAGUUGAAGCUAGAAUCCAUAACGUACAAUCCUUAGAAACUGCUCUGGCUUCCCAGUCAUUUAUACAACUAGGACUCUUGACAGGUCUACCUAUGGUUAUGGAGAUUGCACUGGAGAGGGGUUUCUAUACAGCCCUUAAAGAUUUUGUACUUAUACAGCUGCAGCUUGCUUCAGUGUUCUUCACCUUCUCUUUCGGAGCAAAAUCUCACUAUUAUGGUCGAACAAUUCUUCAUGGUGGUGCCAAAUAUAUACCUACAGGUCGCAAGGUUGUGAUUUUUCAUGCCAGCUUCACAGAGAACUACAGACUGUAUUCUAGAAGCCACUUUGUGAAAGGAUUUGAGCUGCUGCUUCUGUUGGUUGUUUAUGAUCUGUAUCGGAAGUCCUAUCAGAGCAGUAUGGCAUAUGUCCUGAUCACGUAUGCUAUUUGGUUUUUGUCACUAACAUGGCUGUUUGCUCCAUUUCUGUUUAAUCCUUCUGGAUUUGACUGGCCAUUAGUUGUUGAUGACUGGGAAGAUUGGAACAAGUGGAUAAGGCAGCAGGGUGGUAUAGGAAUCCCACCUGAUAAGAGCUGGCAGUCAUGGUGGGAUGAUGAGCAGGAGCAUCUACGCCGCUCCAGAUGGAGUUCUAGGCUCAUUGAAAUAAUUCUCUCACUGAGGUUUUUCAUAUAUCAAUAUGGCCUUGUCUACCAGCUAGACAUUUCCAAAAACAGUAGCAAUUUUACUGUCUACGUCUUCUCAUGGGUUGUCAUAGCUGUGAUUUUUCUCUUGGUUAAGAUAGUGAAUAUGGGAAGACAGUGGCUUAGUGCCAAUCAUCAGUUUCUGUUCAGGCUAUUCAAAGCAUGUCUCUUCUUGUCUGUUAUAUCAACCAUUAUCACACUUUCACUCGUUUGUGAUCUUUCUAUCAUGGAUUUGCUUGUAUGCUGCCUGGCGUUUCUGCCAACUGGAUGGGGUUUAAUAUUGAUUGCACAAACUCUCAGGCCCCUGAUAGAGAACACAGGAAUAUGGGACUUCGUGCAGGUUUUUGCUCAAUCUUAUGAUUAUGCUAUGGGUGUUGUCCUUUUUGCUCCAAUCGCCUCCUUCUCUUGGCUCCCAAUUAUAUCAGCCUUCCAAACACGUUUUCUUUUUAAUGAAGCCUUCAGCAGAAGAUUACAGAUACAACCUAUACUUCAAGGGAAGAAGAAGCGCAAUUAAGUUGAUCAUUCUAGUCUAUGUAUAGUCAAAUCUAAUCAUAAAAAUCUCAUAUAGUUGUGCGUGACAUAGGAAUAUUUUUGUAAAGGAAGAAAAAAAACAUAGAAAUAGAUUGUGUAACACUAACAUGUAAACAUGUAGCUAGAGAACAUUGAUUAAUUUACAGAUUUCUAUUACUCUGGCUUUUAAA
Molecule: messenger RNA, 6259 nt
Organism: Beta vulgaris subsp. vulgaris (sugar beet)
Lineage: Eukaryota; Viridiplantae; Streptophyta; Magnoliopsida; Caryophyllales; Amaranthaceae
Product: putative callose synthase 8
Exons: 41
Coding region: 205-6072 (1955 amino acids)
Biological process (GO): (1->3)-beta-D-glucan biosynthetic process
Cellular component (GO): 1,3-beta-D-glucan synthase complex; plasma membrane
Molecular function (GO): 1,3-beta-D-glucan synthase activity
Source: RefSeq, a predicted model, not a curated record